CUGGUGCCUGGCUGCCUGGCGCCCUCCCUGCUGUGAUGCCCUGUGAGUGCUGAUCUUGGGCAGCUAUGCAGUUGCUGGGUUAUCCUGGUCGGUUCCGCCUGGUGUCUCAGCGCAGCCAAGCCACCAGGGGCCAACACCAGCCAUACAGCACACCCGCACACGGCGCGGCCACAGCAGCACAUGCCGUGCCGUGUGGGGGGCCUGCGUUUGGGCAUCACCGCCCACUGCCAGACUUGGCAGCGGACCGCACCCCUGCAGGUGGGGGCAACACUGCCAGCCCGUUCUUCAGCCCCGGGCUGCAGCUCCACCUUGCCCUGUCCACGCAUAGCCUGGCGCACGGCGUGCAGGACCUGACGACGCAGCCUCAGGGCCCCAGCCUGCCUACUUACCCAGUCCUUCUGGUGGGUGCCACCACGGGGCUCCCAGAGGGCGAGCAGCUGUCCUCAGCCGGCGUCCGGGAAGUGACCAGUGCUGCCCUGUCAGUGCUGGACACCAUGUGCCGGCAGGGCACCCAGCCGCAGCUCUUGCAGGGCCACUCUCUGCACAGCACAGGCCACCCCUCCCGCACGUUUGCGGGGCUGGCCUUCAGCCGGCGCGCGACCAGCGCCAGCAAAGCAGCCUUCACAGCGGAGCUCCUGCGCAAGUCGCCGCUGGCGGUACCGCUCCAGCGCGGUCAGGCUGUCCUCACGGUUCACGUGCCAGUGGACACCCGGCCCAUCAUUCCGGGCACCUACACCGUCACGGUCAAGAUGGUAGGGGGCCCUGUGUGGGGGGGGGCUUUCCGCGGUCGCACCGAUUUGGUGCUGCAGGCAGGUGGCUAUCCCACCACCUCAGACACCUCUAACCUGGCGUGUGCUUUUGUGGUCUCAGAGCAGUGCGCCAAAUCGGUGGGCCCCAAGGGGGAGCCCCAGGCCCCCGCAGGCCAGGGCAUCACCAACCACAUCUUUGCCUGUGUGCGGGGCCCAGUCUGGGACCCGCAGCUCUCUCACCUGCACUGUGCCAAGUUUGAGAUGCCCGGUGAGGAGCCCAUGCAGGUGGAGGUCCGUGGCGCCCCCCAGGCGGCUGGGGCGGCCACGACAGCUGCGGCAGGCAGCCCUGCUCCGGCUGCAGCCAGGGUCGCCGACCUGGGUGGCAACACCUUGGGUGUGGCGAGGCCUGCGGCUGCCAUGGCGACCGCAGCGGACAUCGUUGACCACGUGGGGGACGUGCAGAUGCAGGAGGCGGCGGGUUUGGGUGACGUGGCGGCUGCAGCUGGUGGCGCCAGCGGGCCACACAGCGGGGCCCCGCCCCCGCUGCCAGUUCUGGUGGCGGGGGGAAGCAACCGUUCUGCUGCGGCUGCCCUGCGGGCCGCGCUGCAGCAGCAGCCCUCUUCACAGCAGCGGGUGACAGCGGGAGGGCUUAGCAGGGUCCAGCCGGCGGCAGGCAGCCGCUGGGCAGGAUCAGGAGCAGACCGCUGUGAUGCAGCGAUACUUGGCCGAGCUGGCGGACCUCUCCAGCGGCAACGGCGGUUACAGCAACAGCAACAGCAGCAGCAGCAGCUGCAGCGCCAGGGGCAGUCGCCCAGGCCCCGGACCGGCUCCCAGGUUGUGGUCCUGGCCACGCUCGGGGGGCAGGACGGGGCGGGCGGUGGCCCUGGCGUGGCGGCGUCACGGCGUGGGCAACGUGUUGACAUAGUUGACCACGUGGGGGACGUGCAGAUGCAGGAGGCGGCGGGUGUGGGUGACGCAGGGGCUGCCGCUGGUGGCGCCAGCGGACCACCCGCCGUGGCCUCACCCUCGCUGCCACAUCUGCUUCUCACCGCACAGCUCAAGGCGGCUAAGCUGGAGCACUUUGUUGCCAUCUGGUCGGCGGGUGGCGCGCUUUGUGAAGUGGAGGAGGUUCAGGCUCUGGCUGGCGUCGCAGCGCCUGGGCGGCUGUGGGACUUCCUGCACAGCGCGUCUUGCAGCGGGCUGGAGCCCGCCUAGUCAGCGCCACAUCUGGCCCGUUUAGUUUUCUGCUUGUGUCUCCUCUGCCGGUUCUCCUGGGGUGUUGCUUAAGCAACCGACUUGUGGGGGUGGGGUGGGUUUGGGCGGGGCGAGUGCGUAGCGCUGGUGUUUCCUCUUCUGGCGCGCGGUGGUGGUGGUGCUUGCGGUUAGGCUGUGGUGUAGGCUGGUGCUUGGGUUAGGUCUGGCGGUGUUUUUGUGCAACCCCUCCCGGGGGGCGGGGGGGCCAGCCUUCUGCUCUGUCUGCCGGGUCGGGGUGGGGUGUGGUGGGAUGGAUGGGGGUGUUUGGUGGCGGUUCUCGAGGUGUUUGCUUUCUGUUUUUCUUCUCUUUUCUUCUCUUCUUGCCCUGUCAGGGUUCUGGUCUCGGGGACCAGGCUGCUUUCGGGCAGUAGGGGGGCAGCGCGUCUGCCCCUGUUCAACCUUGUAAGGAUGAUUCCUC
Chlamydomonas reinhardtii is the source of this 2421-nucleotide messenger RNA. RefSeq lists its product as uncharacterized. Lineage: Eukaryota; Viridiplantae; Chlorophyta; Chlorophyceae; Chlamydomonadales; Chlamydomonadaceae. The record is from RefSeq and is a predicted model, not a curated record. The transcript is spliced from 4 exons. Bases 66 to 1964 code for a protein of 632 amino acids.